UACAUUACAUGACGCCACCACCAGCUCGCGGCCCCGACCCCGAGGCCAGCGAAACCGGAGCCCGCCGCCGUUUCCUUGCUUCCCGGCCAAAAAGUCCGGCUCGCGUGCGCACCGCUGGCGCUGGCGCGCAUGUCAGCGUCACCGGCCUGUCAGUUCAGUUGGAACUCACUCGGCAACAGGGUCGCGCGCGCGUGCGGCCUUGACUUUGACCUGAGCGAGCGCCAGCCGAGCCGAGGUGGAGGCAGCAGCAGGGGACCCCAUAAGAUAAGAGCGCAGGCGGCUAGCCAAAACAGCCAGCGGCGAUCGAUCUCGAUCGCUUUGUGUUGUGUGGGGUGUGGCGCACGAUGUCCUCUUACGAAUCUCUGCUGUCGCUAAGCCCCGAGGGGUACUGGAUCGGCGGCGGCGAGUUCGGCGGCGGCAGCGACGUGGAAGCAGCAGCGGCCGCAUCGAGCUUCCUCUCCUUCGACAUCGGCGUCGUGUAUCACCCGCCGGAGCCAGCGGCGUUCCAAGCGGAGGAGCAGCCGGCGCCAGCGCUCGUUGACGCGCUCCAAGCCGAAACUGACUGCCGCGCGAGUGGUGUAGCCGGAAGCAGCAGCGAUGGCGGCGAGCCCGGCGAGCAGAGCCAGACGGAGGCGUCAGCGCUCAGCUCAGAGGGGGACGGCGGCAGCGGUUUCACUACUAGCGCCGGCGGCGCCGGGGGCCUCCCCCUCGUCCCGGCGAGGAAGAAGAAGAUCGCGUUCAAGACGCGGUCGGACGUGGACGUGCUGGACGACGGCUACCGGUGGCGCAAGUACGGCAAGAAGAUGGUCAAGAACAGCCCCAACCCGAGGAACUACUACCGGUGCUCGAGGGAGGGGUGCCAGGUGAAGAAGCGGGUGGAGCGGGCGCGGGACGACGCGCGCUUCGUCAUCACCACCUACGACGGCGUCCACAACCACCCCGUCGCGCCGCCGCCGCGAGGCUAUCAACGCCUCCUCGACCCGCCACCGCCGCCGGCGCAGGCCCACCGUGUCUUCUAGUUCUCUAGCUAGGAGAAAAGCCUGACUCCCUCCAAUCCGACCAGAAAAGCCUGACGGUUCGCAGAAGCAGCUAGCUAGCACGGUUCUGUUCGAUUUUUUUGUCGCUAAUAAUCAUGCAUGAAGGUCAGCAUUUUUUUUUGUCGCGGGAGGAGACUUGUACUAUUAGCCUAUUGCUUUGUCCGAAGAUGACUUAUAUAUUAUAUCUUUUCAAUGAUGAUGGUCAGUCGAUCGGUUAUGAA
Panicum virgatum (switchgrass) is the source of this 1258-nucleotide messenger RNA. Its product is annotated as WRKY transcription factor 28-like. The transcript has 3 exons. NCBI's taxonomy places the organism in Eukaryota, Viridiplantae, Streptophyta, Magnoliopsida, Poales, Poaceae. The record is from RefSeq and is a predicted model, not a curated record. Gene Ontology annotation, biological process: regulation of DNA-templated transcription. The coding region runs from base 345 to 1019 and encodes 224 amino acids. Gene Ontology annotation, molecular function: sequence-specific DNA binding; DNA-binding transcription factor activity.